Racocetra fulgida is the source of this 872-nucleotide messenger RNA. The record is from the annotation of a GenBank genome assembly. Lineage: Eukaryota; Fungi; Glomeromycota; Glomeromycetes; Diversisporales; Gigasporaceae.
AUGCAUAUGAAAGACCUAGAACUUCUUGUUAGAUUAGGAUUACCUCACAUGGAGAAAGAACUUUUAGACCCACUCCGAUCCAAAUUGAAAGAAUUACAAGAUAAAAUAGAUGAAAAGAAAGCCAAAGAAAUGAAAACUGUCAAUGAAGAUGCUGAUGUUUUUAAACUCUAUGCCCAGAAUAAAUUAGAAGAAUUAUACGGAGCUCAAAUGGCAGUUUUGCUUUACGAAGUAUUUGAUGUUUUGCUUAAAGAAAACCUUUAUUAUUAUUUAGAAAAGUAUCCUGACAAAUAUAAAGAAAUUGAUUCUGAUCUAAAAAUUGACACUAUAACAUGGGUGAACUUAAAGAAACAGUAUAUUUUUGCAACUAUUUUUGUGACAGAGAUUUUAUCUAAAGGCGGCGGCAAAGAAAUUACAGCCUCAGACUUAUAUCAAGAAAUAUACAAAAUGUUCACUGACAAUGAAAAAGAUUAUCAACAAUUAAUAAAACAAUUUAUUGAUAAAAAUAAAACUAAAUUCUUACCCAAGUUGAAAAAGAAAGAAAGAAACCAAAUUAUUCUACUUCAUGCCGACUAUAAAGAGAAAAUAGAAACAUUAACGACAAAGCCUGAUCAUAAAUUUGUCGAAGAGGUCUUAAAUACAGAUGCUGGAAACCUCUAUCAUCAGAAACAAACAAUUAUUGAUAUUUUUUUUGAAGAAUAUAAGAAUUGGAGAGAAAAAACUUUUCCAGAUAUCAUUAAUAGAUUAAAGCCAAAAUUUUCGGAUCAACGAAGAUGGGAAAAAAAAGUAAAGGAAUUUGAUGAUAUUAAGAAAAAUAUUGCGCAAACUGAAUUUCUAAAUGUUUGUAACAAAAUUGAAGAAAAAUAUAAUUUAAG